AUGAAAGAUGAGUUUGCAGUGGUUGAGAAAAUCGUUCUAAGGGGACACCAAAUAGUAAUUCAUGAAUCUUUGCGAUAUAAGGCAGUAGAGUUGGCACAUGCAGGACACCAAGGUAUGGUGAAAACAAAAGCACUUGUACGAGAAAAAGUGUGGUUCCCUGGCAUUGAUAAAAUGGUAGAACAGCAAGUUAAAUACUGUUUGCCAUGCCAAGCAGCAGUAGCUACAAAUGCUGAACCACUGCAAAUGUCAGUAAUACCGCCAUCACCCUGGACUGAAGUGGCAAUUGAUUUUAAAGGACCACUUCCAAAUGGACAGUAUCUCCUUGUAGUGUAUGAUAUGUAUAGCAGAUUUCCAGAAGUUGAAAUGAGACAGGUUCUUGAGAGACUUAAACAGAGUGGUGCAACAUUAAAUGCACAGAAAUGUAAUUUUGGUAAGACAGAGGUCAAAUUUUAUGAACGUAUCUUCAAUGGUGAGGGUAUAGCAGGUGAUCCAAGGAAGAUAGGAUAUCUUCGGGAAGCUCCACAACCAUCAUCAUCCAGUGAAGCGAAAUCAUUGUUGGGACUAGCUCAAUAUCUAUCAAGGUUUAUUCUAGAUUAA
Messenger RNA from Anneissia japonica, 597 nucleotides. RefSeq lists its product as uncharacterized. Bases 1 to 597 code for a protein of 198 amino acids. The transcript has 2 exons. Lineage: Eukaryota; Metazoa; Echinodermata; Crinoidea; Comatulida; Comatulidae. The record is from RefSeq and is a predicted model, not a curated record.